Molecule: messenger RNA, 924 nt
Organism: Helianthus annuus (common sunflower)
Lineage: Eukaryota; Viridiplantae; Streptophyta; Magnoliopsida; Asterales; Asteraceae
Exons: 1
Coding region: 1-924 (307 amino acids)
Source: RefSeq, a predicted model, not a curated record
AUGACGGAUCCAGAUGACCAUCUGCGAGUCUUCACAAGCGCAGGAUUGGUGGGAGGCUGGACUCUACCGAUGUGGUGUCACCUCUUUGUUCAAACCCUUACAGGCGCCGUAAGGCUCUGGUUUGACAACCUGCCUGUAGGGAAAAUCACGUCAUGGGUAGACUUGCGCGAGAAGUUUUUGGUGCACUUCAGCCAGCAAAGGCGAUCCAUCCGCGACACGGCGGACGUAAUGAAUAUCUGGCGCCGCGAUGAUGAAAGUUUAGAAGACUUCAUUACUCGUUAUAAUAAAGAAGUACUCGAGAUAGCGGACGUUCCCGAGCAUCUGAUCCGAGCCAAAUUUAAAUAUGCCGCCAGGUGUGACGACAUGAUAAAAGUUUUGUCCGGAACGGAGGGACUCCCAAAAAGCUGGGAAAAAUUAAUGGCGGCGGCUAAGGUCUAUGCCCAGACUGAGAAAAAUCUCAGCACCAACAGGCCGCCACCACCGCACAGCCGCCCAACAGAUUUAGGCCCGAGCAGCGGGAAAAAAUUUAAGAAAGGCUGGCGAGAUUCGAGUUCAGGAAAUUCUUCAUUAGAAGAUGCACGAGCUACCAUCAAUAAGCUCGCUGCACAGAGAGAAGCUAAACAAGAAAACAGGGAGAGACAAUGGACUCCCCUGACCAAAACUCCCGUAGAAGUACUAAGUACGGAGGAUUACCAGUUUAAGCCUCCACCACCUAUGAAGAACAAACGCGGACAGGACCCAAGUCAGUACUGUGAUUAUCAAAAAGACAACGGUCAUACCACCAAUAACUGCAUCUCCUUGCGCACUGAGAUAGAGAAGGCGCUUAAAAGCGGUGAGCUCACUCACCUAUUACAAAAUGUGCGCAAGGAGAUAAAACAAAUUACUCGUGGCGAAGAAGGCCCGAGUAAGAAAGCGAAAAAUUAA